AUGAACAAGUUAAUUGAAUGUCUCGGAGAAAGUGAUCCUGAAUUUCUAGACACUGCUAUUGAUGAGGAUUUCCAGUUGAAUUUCGAAGUAGAGAAUUGUAUCAUUGAUCUUGAUAUAUUGAAAGAAAGUUUGAGCUUGAAAAGUGUAUCUAAUACCGCAAACGAUUCCCAAGAAACGUCACCAGAAAUAAACAGACUUGUGCAUGUUCAGGAGCAAAUGCAAAGACUAAUGGAGUCACAAAGUGAGCAACAAUGUAAGCUCUUUGCUCACAUAGCUAGAACAGAAAGUACUCAUAAGAGUUCAGUUAAACUUCCCAAAUUAGACUUGAAUGUGUUUUACGGUAACAAAAUACAGUGGUGUGAGUUCUGGGACGCCUUUGAAUGUGCAGUUCAUAGAAACACUAAUUUAUCUGAUAUAGGUAAGUUCACGUACUUGCAAAGCAAGCUUGGAGGUGAGGCCAAACGAUCCAUUGCUGGUUUAACUUUGUCGAACGAGAAUUAUGCUGUAGCCAUAGGGAUCCUCCAUGAUAGAUAUGGGAAAAAGCAGGAGAUUAUAGAGCUUUACUGA
Mercenaria mercenaria is the source of this 567-nucleotide messenger RNA. RefSeq lists its product as uncharacterized. The record is from RefSeq and is a predicted model, not a curated record. The coding region runs from base 1 to 567 and encodes 188 amino acids. Lineage: Eukaryota; Metazoa; Mollusca; Bivalvia; Venerida; Veneridae. The transcript has a single exon.